Messenger RNA from Tilletiaria anomala UBC 951, 1448 nucleotides. RefSeq lists its product as uncharacterized. Lineage: Eukaryota; Fungi; Basidiomycota; Exobasidiomycetes; Georgefischeriales; Tilletiariaceae. The record is from RefSeq and is a predicted model, not a curated record. The transcript has a single exon. Bases 189 to 1328 code for a protein of 379 amino acids.
GUACCAGCAGCGCCAGGAAGGUCGGGCGUGGGAUCGCCACCUCCACGCUGGCUGACGCAGCGCAGCUGAUUCAAGACGAGGACCAGGAAGAGCCUCCGUGAGGAGACGAGCACAGUGUAGCGCGGCCGCCCAGGUCACUUUUUCGAAGUUCAUUUACCCUCUCGCAAGUUGAGCUCGCACUCGGCAAGAUGUCCUACAUGCAGGUCCUCCCGAUUCAUACGGCUGGUCUCUGGCCCGACCAAGAACAACCAGAACACGAGCAGCAAUUCCCUCCCGAGCUUGCAACAGGGCGCACGCCUGCGAGCCGCGACGCGGGCGCCUGUGCGCCUACAGACGCAAACAUUGCUGCCGUGCGCAGCCUCAGCAUCAACACUGCACAAACUAUCUUCACACCACUUACCUCAACCUUUGCCGCGUUUCAAGCGGAAGAUGCAUCAGGAGAAUCGCCGGCACGAAGAAGGACGGCGCCCAAGACAGCUGCAGCAGCGGCAGCAAACGCACUCGCACAUCCGCCUAUGUCUCCAUCGUGGCACUCGCCUCUGUGGCCCGCACCAGGCAGCGCAAGCGCAGCUGGACGACGCGCAUCGGCGCGCGUCGAGUCGCUCGGCUGGGUCAUCGGCGGCACCGAGAGCAGGCAUGGCUCAGCUGCGAGGCCUACGUCUGCUCGCUUUACCCCUGCCAACGCGAGCAAGAGCGAGGGCUUCCCGUUGACGCCCAUUGAGCUCGGCGUCAGCGCGACAGGGCCCAGUACAGCAUGGGGGACACGCGCGGUCCACGACGAGGCUGAGAACUUUGUGCUGUUCCAAGUAGCAGAUGGUGCCCCUCUUGAAGAUGAAGGCGACGACGAUGGCGAUGCGGAACCUAAAGGCGCACAAGGCGCUUCGAUCCGUUCGCCGCCAUCGCAGCCGCAGCAGCAGCAGGAAGAAGAGGAAGACAAUGACAAUGACACCGAGCAAACUGAAUUUCUGGUGCGUCACGCUCUUAGCACCGAACCCGCGCGUGCAGGUGCGCAUGCAAAGGCAAAGGAGCACCACAUGUUCGUCCACAUCCCAAGCGGGUAUAGCGCCCACACCAGCACUCCAGUCCACUGCUCUUCCUUCCCUUCACCUGCCUCUGCACAAGUGCAACACGCCGCUGCCAUCCCGCUGGCGAACGAGAGCGUGCCGCUCGCCUUCCUGUCACCGCCGGUCUCCUUUGAGCGCGUCGAGCGCGCAGAGGCAACUUGGAUGUGGACGAGCUGCGCGCUCGUGUGUGCGCUCACGCUCGUCGCGCUGCUUAUCACGUCGGACGUCAUCGAUUGGCCCGGCGACGGGUUGGGCAAUGUCUGAUUCGGAAACAUCUACCAGCAUUAGGCCAUGUUUUCAAAUGGAUUGGUACGUGGGAAGCGCUUCUCAGACUGUGACGCCAUAGAGUUUGCACAAAGUAGACAAAUGCAAUGUUGGCAUCGA